Angiostrongylus costaricensis is the source of this 393-nucleotide messenger RNA. NCBI's taxonomy places the organism in Eukaryota, Metazoa, Nematoda, Chromadorea, Rhabditida, Metastrongylidae. The record is from the annotation of a GenBank genome assembly.
AUGCAAAUUUUCAUCAAUGCUUUGGAUGGACAGAUUCACCGUCUUGAAGUGACUCCUGAGACCACUGUUGCACAAAUUAAGAAACAGCUUGAGGCGGAUGAGCAUAUUCUCUCCCAUGGAAGCGCUAUUCUGGCAGACUCUUCAAGCCUUUUGGGCCUUGAUCUUACUGAUGGGGCUACCCUUGCCAUCAAUGCUCGACUUCUCGGAGGCAAAGUCCACGGAUCAUUAGCUCGCGCAGGAAAAGUUCGAGCCCAAACACCUAAAGUUGACAAACAGGAAAAGAAGAAAAAGAAGAAGGGUCGAGCGGCACGACGAAUCCAGUACACCAAGAGGUUUGUCAACAUUGCUACCGGACCAGGAAAGAAGCGCGGACCGAACUCCAACCAAGCCUAA